AUGACGUUGCUACGGUUCCGUUCAGGCCAGUCCCGAUCAACAGCCCGUGGACAUGGCUCCCACAAAUCGUUCAAACGGUUUUCGUUUUUGCUGUCUGCCGUCAGUCGUUUACUUCGUCUCUUCUUCAAGUUCUUCUUCGUCGUUCAUCCGCUCUUCUCGAUUCUGUACUUUCUGCAUCGGUCGCCGUCCUUUAGCCGCGAGCACCUGGCGAGCGUCGACGCGUUUCUCGGUUGUUCUCCCUCUGAACUUCUCCACUUUCUCUCUUCCUCUCUCUUCAUCCUCUCCAACAAUGCAGUCUCCUCUUUCUUCUCGCUCUCCCUCGACUUUGGGAGGUGUCUGGUUGCCGCCCUCCGGCUCCUGCUCGUGUGGGCGAACUUUCUCUGGCCCUACUGUCGCCCAGUCCUCCUCCAUUUGUGGGAGCUGUAUCUCGAUCUCCCGCGCAUGCAGCAACUCGGCCUGGCCGGUAUCUUCGCCUCGCUGCUUCUCCUUCUCUUCCUUCACUUAAACGGAACGUUAUCCCGCGGAGCCGCCGUGCUCCGCCGGACCGGCCGCCGCAUCAGCUGUACGUACACCCGAGUGACGGCGCUCGUGGCGGCGUCCGCCCCGUUCGUUCUCGCGUGCUUGUUCUACUUAGGUUUUCUCCUCCUGCUCGGGUCGCGCGGCCGCGAACAACUGCAGACUCUUCAGCAGCUGCUGUGGUUGCCAUUGGCCGUCGGCGGCACGGUCUCCUGUUUCUGGCGGUUCGUCGACUUGCCUCGCCUCCACCCAAUUCUUCUCUUCUGCAGACCCCAGUCGCCGGUGUCUAGACACCUCGCGACGGCGGACCCAGAGACCCGCGACCGCUCUCCGCUCGCUGUCUCUUCCUCUGCAGGCGCUGCGGCGCCGCAACGCGCAGAGGGCUCGCAGCUGCGCGCCGGUGAACGUGCACUGCAGCAGGCGGAGAAGGCGAGUCUUCAGCGGGGAAAUCCAAAGGCUCCCGCUGUCCAGACAGCUGUCGUCGCUCGGGAGAACUCCUGGGCGCCGUUCCAGCGCUGGACUUCGUGGGGAUGGCCCGGCAGCAGUGAGUUGCCUCCGGUGGACCAAACUGCAUGCACGCCAGAGUUGCCUGAGGAGACUGAGGAACGCGAGAGGGUUGUCGCCAGUGCAGAGAUCGCGAGGCCGACUUUCUCGAGCCUGGCAGACGCGAAGGUGCAUGCAGAGGAGACGCGAAAUGCUUGGAUGAGGAUCACUUUCUGGCUGGAGGUCUGGGUCUUCAUGACCACUUGCAACUUCGUCGCCUGGUUGCCUCUGGUGAGGCGUUUGCCGUUUGUCGACACUCUGGCGCACCACGUUCUGUCGCUGUUCUUCAUUUUGACGGUGAUUUCUGGGGGGCCGACACAGGCGACGAUCCACCGGGCUUCGUUCCGUGUGAUUCGGAGUAUCGCUGGGUUUCUCUCUGCUCUGUCUUCUCGUCUGUUCGGCGUCGCUCUCGUUCUCCCUUCCCAAGGAGACAUGCGAGGCGGGGCCGGGAUCUUCUACUUUCCUGAGGCGAGUGCCGUUCGCGUGCCUCCGCGCUCUGCCUCGCCUCGGAACUCUGUGCGCCGCAGUCUGCGGCAGGUCUUCUCGCUCUUCGUUCCGUUCGUCUCGGCGUCGAGCCUUUCUCUCGAGCACCCGGAGACGCUCGGCCCUUCAUCCUCUUCUUCUGUAGAGGCCGCCGUCUCUCCUCUCGUCUCGUCGACGAAGAGUUAUGCGGCGAACGCACUGUGUCGCGCGCUGGGCUUCAGCUCGGAGUCCUGGCUGUCCGGUCUCCUUUCGCUGGUGCUGCACCUGCCCCAGGUGCUCCUCGUCUUCCUCCCGGAGUUCGCGCUAACGCCCACGCUCGCGUACCUCCGAGCCGGCCGGCCGCUGUUCGGAGCUGUCGUUUCACUGAGUGCACCGGGACCCGCGGCGUUGCCGGAGCGACUGUACUGGUUGCUCUACUUCCUCGCGUCCUCAGCGGUCUCUGCGCUCCACGUCCUGCUAUGCGAACACAAUCUGCUGCGGUACAUGCCCUUUCAAUCGUGUUCGCUUCUCCUCGCGGUCGUCGCCAUGCAAGCCGCCGUCAAGUUCCUCGCCAAGGGCGCCGAAGUUCGGAUCCCCGAGAAGACCAGCGAUGCGCAAGACCCGCAGGCUUCUCCGCCCACGCACUCGCCGCGCGUGUCUUCGCUCGCGCUGCAGACAGCAGCCAGGCACUCAGGCCGCGAGGGAAACGCCGACCGGCUGAACGCAACGGAGGACCGGGGGCGGCGUUGGACGACAGCGCUGUUGGCGCUCUUCGCCUCCUUCAGACGCAGCUGCCCGACAGGCGCCGAGGAAGACGACUCGGAAGCGUCAGGCGCAGGCGAGAGCAUGAAAAACGAGCCGAAUACCCCAGACGCGAGGUCGAGACACCAGAGUCCAGAGGCUCGGCCGAGCCGCUGCGAGAGUGUCGCGCUGUCUUCGGAAGCGAGAGCAAACAACUGCAACGGAGGAGACAGGGAGAGGUCUUUGUCUCGGACUGCGCGACGCGCGGCAUCUCCCGCUUCUGCGGCGCACCCAGCUGGGCGCAUCUUGGCAUCUGGCGAAGACCGAGAAGACGAGAAGUCGCCGGAGAAGGAGAGAGGCGGCGAACCGAGUUCCGCGAGCGAGAGAGCAGCGUCUCAAGCUACGAGUGAACAAAGAGUGUCUGCGGCGGCGCCGGCAAAGCGGUGGGCUGACGAAGAGAUCAGCGGGGACGAAGACGACGGCUUGGGUGUACAGACGGAGGAGAGAAGUCGAGAGAGCGAGGCAGGGAGGAACUCCAGAAGACUCGCGGGAGUUCCGAGACAGCCUGAACGUUGGGGUGUGAAGGCUGUGUGGCGGCCGCGGUCGGGAGAAGUGAAUCGUUGUUCAGGCGAGAAAAGUUGCAGUCGAAUCGGCCGAACCGAUGCUCCUUCUGUCGAGAAGAAGGGCGCUGUGAAGCCUCAAGUGGAGGAGCGCCGGGGAUUCGCCAAGCGGGGAGGAAAGACAGUUGACGGAAGGGAAAGGAAAGGUGCGACAAAGGGAUGCAAGCAAAGCGAAGCGGUCGAGGAGACACCCAGUGCUCCCGAAAGGAGACAGGGGGACAGACGACAGGGCCCCGCGAAGCCGAAAGGAAGGCCGAGCGACAACACCCAAGUGGGACUGCGCGAGGACGCUCUGCAGGAGUGGAACCUCGUCGACGAUGAUUUGAGCGACGAGUGA
Molecule: messenger RNA, 3219 nt
Organism: Toxoplasma gondii ME49
Lineage: Eukaryota; Apicomplexa; Conoidasida; Eucoccidiorida; Sarcocystidae
Exons: 2
Coding region: 1-3219 (1072 amino acids)
Source: RefSeq, a predicted model, not a curated record